ACCUUAGCUCUUGGUACAAAUUUAUUUCGAACUUUCUGUGUGUAUGAGUCUUCUUUAUUCAAACACUGGUAAAAGGAUGAAUCAUUCACCGGCUUUGUACAAAAUCUGUGCUGUUGAAGUUUCUUUUGGACGAUAUUGUACUUUCUAUUAGAUCGAUUUCAGUCAGUCUAGGCACGAGCUUUCGUAAAUUCUCUUAUACUACGUCAGAGAAUGAAAGAAACAAGGAUUAUCGUGUUUGUCGAAAUUUAAUUACCAUUUAAGUGACACGUUACAAAAAACAGUUAUUAUUAAUGUAUAUGUCCAGUUAAGAAAUCGUAGGCUGCAUUUUGUGUACGAUUCCGUCUUUCGGCCACAUCAUUUCUAAGUUGGUAGUAGCGCAUGUCUGCAUCAGGACAGAGAAGCCCCAGAUGUGUAGCGGGUGGUAUCAGGAUAGCACCAAGGCGUAGUCAUUCUGACACCUACAGUGCCUGGUGUACAGCAUAUUCAGUGGUGGUGUUCCCAAAGUAAAACAAAUCCCAGAAUGAUUUAUCAACGGUGUUUUGGCAGUAGUUGCUGAUAAUGUCGUGACUUGGCGAAAAUUAUUAUGUGAGAUAUUAACGUUCUCCGUUAUCUUGAUCCUAGUCGAAGUAGGUCAUCUGAAAAUAUGACUUAUUGACCUCUCGACAAAUGCCACUGUCUCAUAAUGUUCAAUUUUGAUAAAUAAUGUGAAAUUAAAUAUCUUGUAAAUAAUAUGGCAUUUAAUUUAGCAAAGUGUUGUUUUGAUUCAGAGUUGCCAGAUGUUUUGGAUUCUGUGAUUCAGAAAUGCACUGAUCCCGGAUGUUGCUGUGGGUGUUGUUCAGCAUUGCGGCCCCGUUACAAGCGGCUUGUUGAUAAUAUCUUCCCAGUCAAUCCCCAGGAUGGAUUGGUUAAAAAUAACAUGGAGAAGCUGACAUUUUAUUCACUGUCAUCUCCAGAAAAAUUGGAUCGCAUUGGUGAAUAUUUGUUCCAGAGAGCUAGCAGAGACAUUUACAGACGGCGAAAUGGAUUUGUUGUCAUUGCUAUGGAAGCUAUGGACCAGCUGUUGGUAGCGUGCCAUGCGCAAACACUCAACCUGUUCGUAGAGAGCUUCCUCAAGAUGGUGCAGAAACUUCUGGAAUCUACUGAUCCACAGCUUCAGAUUCUUGCCACCCAGUCAUUUGUGAGGUUUGCUAACAUUGAAGAAGAUACUCCAUCCUAUCACCGGCGUUAUGAUUUCUUUGUAUCCAAAUUCUCUUCUAUGUGUCACAGUAAUCAUAAUGAACCUGAACUUCGAGACAAAAUUAGGGUUGCAGGCAUCAAAGGUUUACAGGGUGUGGUCAGGAAGACCGUAUGUGACGAUCUAGUUGAGAACAUCUGGGAAGCAGUUCAUAUGGACAAAAUAGUUCCAUCUCUUCUUUACAACAUGCAGAAUUCAAGGUAUCAUGUGAAGGAAGCUGAUACUCCGGAACCUCCACAAGAGGAGCACGCUGACCCUCCUACUUUAGCUGAAACCUGUAUGAGAGAGUUAGUGGGAAGAGCAUCGUUUGGACAUAUUCGUUGUGUCCUGAGACCAGUACUCAGACAUUUAGAUCUCCACGAGCUUUGGGUUCCAAAUCAAUUUGCACUUCAUACCUUCAGGAUUAUCAUGUUUUCAAUUCAGGCACAGUAUUCCUACACUGUGAUAGAAACAUUGAUGUCACAUUUGGAUGACAACUCAAAGUCAAACCCCAAGAUUCGAACUAGUAUAGCAGAUGUAUUGUCCAAAAUAAUUUCAAUUGCUGCGGGUGAAAGUGUUGGUCCAUCAGUGCUGGAGAUUAUCAAUUCUUUACUGAGUCAUUUACGAUUGUCAGUUACUCGUGAGGACCCUUCUGAUGAACCUCAGGCUCAGCGUGCUGAAAAAUUAUACCAAGAAGCACUCAUUAAUGCACUGGGAGAAUUUGCAAACCACUUGCCAGACUACCAGAAGAUAGAGAUUAUGAUGUUCAUCAUGAGUAAAGUUCCUUACCCUGCACUUGAUCAUCUCCGAGGAUUUAAUGGCCCUGGAGAUGUGCUAUUGCAGAAUAUUCUGCUCAAGUCAUUACUAAAGGUUGGCACAAAGUAUCAGACGAUACACUUCAAUACUACUUUCCCAAUGUCUUUCUUGGAGCCUUUACUUCGUAUGUCACUGGCUGCAGAUCCUGAUAUGCGUUUGCUUGUACAGAAAAUCCUACAUACGUUGAUUGAUCGACACCAUAACUUAGAGAAGUUACUUAAACCUACUGUAAAUAUUGGUGAUCUGGAACUUGUACUGGAAAAGAGUUCCCGCCCAGACAUAAUUUUUAUCCGGAAGCAUGGUCCAGAGAUUUAUCGUAGUCUGUAUGAGAGCCUGGAGCAAGCAAACAAUACAGUGGAGAAUAUCGAGGCAGUGUACACGACACUGGCAUUGCUGUGUGUUGAGUUGUCUUCUGAAGAAACAGUUAUGGAAAUGCUGCGCCUUGUUGUCAGCAUUCAGGAUACUGCACUUACAAAUGGAUCACUUAGUGCUGCUCAGAAGUACAACCUGCAUGCUGUGGUGGUGAGCCUGCUGGUACUGAUACCCAAUGUUGUACCUAUUACUCCAUUGAUGGAGUAUGCAGAGAAGGUGAUUGAAGCUCGCCGAAAUGCUGGAGCUAACCACUUGCUGCCAGAAUUACUUGUUCACUAUGACCCUGAUGUGUGUCUGUCUCCAUCACAACUGGGACCAGAUGUGUUGGUAGAUCAAGUGGCAGUUACAGAGAGCCUGAAAGGAGCAGGCUUUGAUGUGUCGAGGCUUCAGCAGGUGACACCUUAUGGGGCUGGUGGUCCACCAGGUGUGAAUGUGGGCCAUAGGCACUCGUGGGUUGAGACUGGGAUGCGGACCAGCGUGGCAGAUUUAAAUUCCUUUCAAGUGGAAGUGGAUAGUGUUUCAUCCUCACCUGGAGUUCAGAAGAAACACCCAGAGGAGGAACUAACAUUUGAAUCAAUGAAGAAACUUCUGUCUGAACCACCAGAGAGUGCUAAAGAGGCAGAAGAAGAAAGAAGGUUGCAGUUGAGUGAGACUUUUCGUACAGCAGAUUUCCAUGAUUUAGUCGAUCGCACACAUGCUAAUAAUGAUAUACUCCAGAACAAGCUGAAUGAGAUUUUCAGUAAGCUGUCGACAGGUUUGUCGGAUGGAAUUCGUCCUCCGGCAACUCCCACGCCAGGAACAAAACAGGAUAAUGAUCCCUUGCAUUCUAACAAUCCACCAACAUAUGAAGUUCUCUUUCCUGAACUCUUUGUGUACUGAUUGCAUCUUUUGUGUAGAAUUAUGAUUUUGUCAACUCUGGUAUAGUUCCUCUGAAUGUAAUUUUAAUUGGCAUUUUUUGAUGUCAUUGUAUCCAAUUAUAUCCACUGUUAUUAAUGGAAACACUUCCUUAUUACACUGAAUGGUAAACUCAUUCUUUUUUUGCUGUUUGUUUUUACUAAAGCAACUGUUUCCUCUUAAAUGGACAUCAGAAAAUAGACUGUAGUCUUUAUCUUCAGUCUUAAGUGCAUGGAAUUUGUUCUUAAUUGCAUGUCCUAAAAUGCAUUGCUUAGGUCUUCGUACACUCGUGCAUUACGUUACAAUCUAAACCAUCAGUCCAAGUGGUGGUGUAGUUUGAAGCACGCUUGCUGUCUUAGACCUAGCAAAUGCUCGGGCAGUUUUUUUAGAAUUAUGUGCAGAGAACAGAUGUUUGUGUUCAUUUCUUAUAUCUGCCCAGAAUUCUACUCAUUACCAUUGUAAUCCGACGAAUGUUGAGUGUCUGAUGUGGGCUGACCACACAUGGAAUAAAUGAUUAGUGGUUGUCGGAACUGAGCAGACUUUGCACAGGGCAGAUGGUGGUGACUCGGUUAAAAUUUGAUUGCAUCAAGAUUACUAGUUUAAAAAAAGGCUGUAUCUUUUGUAACAAUCCUUGUGCUAUACAAGAGAGAUUAUUUUAUUUGCAUUUAAUAUUGAGGAGACAAGGUGAUGAGAAAUAUGUGAUCAAGGAUAUGAAAAUGUAAGAGAAAAUUAAAACUGCAUAGACAUGGAUUCCUUCACUAUGAGAUUGGUAGGCAGAAGCUUGGAAGGUCAAAAAAGCAUAACUGGAUGCAUUAUAAGUAUAUGAUGGAAGUUUUUUGUAUUUUGGUUUUAUUUAACUAUUUCUAAUAUAUGAGCAAAUAAUAUAUCCCUUAUCACAAUUGUAGCUUUAACGUCUCUCAUGGUGGUGGAAUAAUAAACUGAGAUGAAAAAAAAUUGAUGAGGGAUAAAUAAAGAAUGUGAUAAUAUAUAUGUGGUAUGGAUAGCAUGGUAAUGAAUUAUCGUUGUGUCUUUUUCAUAUGUGUGGGACUGUAGCUUGUUUGUAGGUAACCCAUGACAAAUAUUUGAACAGUGCAAGCUGUUGAGAUUUUUGGUUCUCAGAGUGGGAACAUAUUGUCAGUGUGUUAGUCUUCUGGGUUGUGAUGCUGUGUACACUUUCUUUGAAAUUGGUAUUACUGAGAUUGUAUCAGACUGAUAUUGCUAGUGUGUGUUGUAGUUUUCAGUUAUUCUGUAUAUUAUGUACAGUUGUUAUGUUUUAAAAACUUUUGAAAAAGGAA
Molecule: messenger RNA, 4590 nt
Organism: Zootermopsis nevadensis
Lineage: Eukaryota; Metazoa; Arthropoda; Insecta; Blattodea; Termopsidae
Gene: stmA
Product: Protein EFR3 homolog stmA
Biological process (GO): protein localization to plasma membrane
Cellular component (GO): plasma membrane
Source: RefSeq, a predicted model, not a curated record